Uranotaenia lowii is the source of this 1739-nucleotide messenger RNA. RefSeq lists its product as uncharacterized. The record is from RefSeq and is a predicted model, not a curated record. The coding region runs from base 502 to 1476 and encodes 324 amino acids. The transcript is spliced from 3 exons. NCBI's taxonomy places the organism in Eukaryota, Metazoa, Arthropoda, Insecta, Diptera, Culicidae.
CGUACAUACCCUAUUUGACAUUUUUCAACAGCAUAAAAUGGAAGAUCUGGCCAAUUUGGGCAGUUCGUGUGAUGUGAACUAGUUUGUGAUUGAUUCCGGAUUUGAUUUGUUGUGUUGAAUUCCUGUGCACUUUCUCUUUGUGGCCAAAAGUGUCAGUACGAGUUUUAAAACAGCGCAAUACAGGAGGAGUUUUGUGAAAUGCAAUUUGAAAAGUGUUUAAUUUGAUGUGAUUUCGACUUUCGACAUUGCUCUUCGUUGGCAAUGAUUUCAGCAAAAAUUAUGCUUUGUUUGAAAACCUGUUUCGGUGUCUCGAGUUUCCCAUAAGAGGUACAAAGUGAAACUUAGCCUGAUACGCUCAUCUCAUUCACAUUGCAUCAUCAGAAACUGCACACAUUCCAUACCAAUUCACAAGCUUGAGUGCAUCAUUUUGUGUAUCUAUAAACCUACCUGCCCAUUAUCAUCUCUUACUGAUAUUAUCGGAUUCCGAAUCUUUUGGUCAUCAUGGCUAGGAUGUCAUCAUCCAACAAGAGCAAAAGCGGAUCCACUGGGUUGCGGAUACUGUGGAUUCCGGGUAGGAAGAAGCACAACCGCAAAGGAGUUUACAAUCCUACCAAGAGCAGUCUACCCCAGCACAAUGCUCAUCUGCAGAGGAAAAACCAAUCCUGGACGCUGGGAGGGCCCAUCAAUCACAGCAAAAUCAUCAAUGCGAACUUCUAUUUUAGAGAUCUACACGACAAUCUGGACGUGGGCAUGGCAACGGCUUCCGGGGCCAUGAGUUUGGCCGCGAUGGCAGCUAACAAAACAGUGGUGGUUCCGGCUUCGCCAGAUGGUUCUCCGGUCAAAAAUCCUUCGGGUGUCGCGGCAGAACAACAACAACAACAACAACCCAUUGCGGAUGGUGAGGGUGGGGCAGCUUCGUGCAGCAACGAAAAUGUGGAGGUGUUCGAAUUUGUAGUACUCAACGACUUAAAUGGUGAUAAUUGUAAGAAAGACAUUCCAUCCAACAAUCAGUUCGAAACGCUCGAGUUGAUCGAUGCGUGCGACAAGGAUCGUAACUUCUCCAAUACCGAAUCGUCUUCCUCGCUCCUUUCGUCGAAUAACGAUAGCCGAUCGGCGGAAUAUAUGCACAACUCGGCCACGCUGGCAAUCGGAGAGGCACGGCGACGCCGCAGACGGAACAGUUACAAUAAUUCCAAGAAAAAUAGCAGCGAAAAUCUCGACUCGAUCGAUCACAUCAACGAUCCCGACGACGAUUUGGAAGCCGGCAAAACGAAUUCAUCAAUGGACGAACCCCGGCUGGACACUUUCCGGCAGAGCAAACACAAGACCAAGAAGAAAAACCGACCCAGCUCAAGGCAAGCCAGAGAUGUGAUCGAUGGGGCCGAUGACGAAGGCCGUGAUAAGAAGGGCAAGGACGACGCACUGGUCACCUGUCUUUAUUAUUCGUUCGUGUGUUGGGAUUGUAGCAUCUCGUGAGGAUCAAAAGCAACGAGUUGAUAGCUUUAGGAAGUGAAUAACAUAAUCUAAUUAAUUAUACAUACAUAAAAGACUACUUGGUUGCCUAUAAAUUUUAAAAUAGUGCAUACAUCCAUACAUAAGAACAUAUGCAACAAUGAGAGCGACAGUAUUUUUGUACUGAUUUUAGACGUUCAUUUUUUUCUGGUGGUGAGACAAACCCCACUUCUACAUUUAUAAGAUCAUACAAAAUAAAUCGAAUAAUAUACUACUUGUAUAGUGUA